Messenger RNA from Dunckerocampus dactyliophorus (ringed pipefish), 3038 nucleotides. It is a transcript of the gene rgmb, whose product is annotated as repulsive guidance molecule BMP co-receptor b. Bases 425 to 1819 code for a protein of 464 amino acids. Gene Ontology annotation, molecular function: coreceptor activity. The record is from RefSeq and is a predicted model, not a curated record. The transcript is spliced from 3 exons. Gene Ontology annotation, biological process: BMP signaling pathway. Gene Ontology annotation, cellular component: plasma membrane. NCBI's taxonomy places the organism in Eukaryota, Metazoa, Chordata, Actinopteri, Syngnathiformes, Syngnathidae.
AGGAGGAGGAGGAGAAAGUGAAAGGGGAGGAGUGGAAGAGAAAUCCCGUUUGGCUGGAGAGAGGAGCAGAAGAGAUUUAGCUUGUUUGGGUCCACAAUGUAGCGAACGAUCGUGGAAAGCAGAGAGAGAGAAAGAAAGAGAGAGAGGGGGGUUUUAGUGUUGGAGCGUGCAUUGAAAUCACGUCUGGGAGUGCAAGUGUGGACGAGGAAAAAGUGAAAGUGUGGCGGAAGUGUACUUUCUCCUCUUCUUUGGCUUCCCCUGUGCACCCCCGCCCUACAUUCCGUGGAGUGGUUUAACGCUCCUUCUCUCCCGUGGAGGAGAACAAGUAGGAAGACGGAAAAGUAGUUCAAAGGCGUGGAUACCACUCGUCCUCGUCCUUCUGGACCUUUGUCCUCUCCCCCUUCCUGGCCCUGCAUGGACGGGGAUGGGGAGAGCCGGAUGCUGUUGCAGCGGGGCUGAGCGCCUCGCCUCCCUGUCUCUGGCGCGCCGCUUCCGCCCACUGCUGCUGCUGAUCAUCGUUCUGACCUCCGCCGGCCGUAUAGGUCAGUGUCAGGUGAUCACUCCUCAGUGUCGCAUUCAAAAGUGCACCACUGACUUUGUCUCUCUCACCUCCCACCUCACGCCAACCGUGGAUGGCUUUCACGUUGAAUUUUGCAAAGCAUUGCGUUCGUACUCGGCUUGCACGCAGAGGACAGCCAAGUCCUGCAGGGGCAAUCUGGUCUUCCACUCGGCUGUGCUGGGCAUCUCAGACCUCAUGAGCCAGAGGAACUGCUCCAGAGACGGCCCUACGUCUUCAACGCACCCCGAGGUUCACCAUGAGCCAUGCAACUACUACAGUCGCACCCAGCACGCACAUGCACACGCCCAUGCACACUCACACAGCCACAAUCACCCACGGCCCGGAUUCCUGUUCUGCGGCCUGUUCGGGGACCCCCACUUAAGAACGUUCAAGGACAGCUUCCAGACUUGCAAGGUGGAGGGUGCGUGGCCUCUCAUCGAUAAUGCCUAUCUGUCGGUUCAGGUCACCAACGUUCCAGUGGUCAUGGGCUCCAGUGCCACUGCAACGAACAAGAUCACAGUUAUCUUCAAGCCGUACGAGGGUUGCACAGACCAGAGGGUGUACCAGGCCGUAACAGACAACAUCCCCGCUGCCUUUGACGACGGCACAGUGAGCAGCGGAGACCCCAUCCAUAUCUCCACGGGGGCAGACGGCGCCACCGGAAAAGUGAGGGCCCUUUGGAUCUCAGAGCGCAGCCCGGGACACCACGUGGAGCUGCACGCGGGCUACAUCGGGGUCACAGUGAUCGUCCGACAGCUGGGGCGCUAUCUGACCCUGGCGGUGCGAAUCCCAGAGGAGAUGGCUCAGGCCUACGAUGCCACACAGGACCUGCAGCUGUGUCUGAACGGCUGCCCCAGAGGAGAGCGCAUCGACCAGGGUGGCCAUCUGCCCCUGUAUCCCCCUUCAGUUGGCCUCCAGCUCCAGCUCCUGCAUGGGCCCAGAUACUCCUCCCAGGUACAGUUAUCCUCGCACGGUGGGAGGCAGGUCUUCACCAUGGAGGGCGCUAAGGAUCGCUGUCGGGAGCAGCUGGAGGUGCAGGACAUUUACUUCCACUCCUGCGUGUUUGACCUCCUCACCACAGGGGACGCUAACUUUACAGUGGCAGCGUACAGUGCCCAGAAGGACAUGGAAAGUCUUCACCCCCACAGGGACAGGUGGAGGAUCUACCCCAGAGGUUCUGCCACCUCCACCUUGCACCCCCAUUGUCAACUUUUGCAUCUCUUCACUUUGGUCCUGCUGUGUGCUCUCAGCUUUGUGUAAGAGUUUUUGCCUGCAUAUACCUGUACAGGAUGUGCACUAGAGAGUUUUUGGUUGAGCACUGAUGUUGAAUACCGAUUCCUCUCUCAGCAGGAAGUCAGACAGUUACUGCGACUCCAAUAACAACACUUUCUUCAUCUUUGGAUCAGAUGCCAAUGACAAUGACUUAAAUGUUGCUGUGUAGGUGAUAAAUGGGUUUACUCCCCAUAUGUAAAUACUUUAGUGUCUUCCUAGCAUAGAGUUUGUUUUAUUGUGUCAUUUGAUGUGAGUUUUCAUUAAUACCUCAGACAGAGGAUGUUUGUAUUGAUAGAAGCACUUUAUUUUGAUUUUUUGUUCCCUUUGAAUCCACAUCAGUGUUUCUUCAACCUUUUCAGUGACUUAUAUUCUCAGUGUUUUUUUGUGAAGUAUAGCUUCUGAGUCAGUUCAUGUGAGUUGUUCUCUUCUGAAUGUACUGACAUUUGUAUGGACACGUUUUCUUCUUCAGUCCCGAUUUCAACAUGCGUGCACAUGUGUCAGUGUUGCUGACUGGAUGUGUUUGUAGUUCCUCUGGGAGUCAUAUGAGAGUUGCCACCUCCUUGCCAAUAGGCUGCAAGUAUAUGGGCUCAUAUUUGUUGCUCACUGAAGUCUAGCUUAUUUUGAGCCAAAGACAGACGGGGGGAGCUUUAUAAGAGGGCCAUUUUAUGUGAAAAGGACAAUACUAUCAUCAAACCAGCACCUUCCCCCUCUCCUCCCCCGUUUUUAAAUGUGCUACUGUAAAUGAACAAAGCUGAAUCUUGCCGUAAAGUACGAAACACUCAAUGAAUCUUUGCAAAUUGCUGAAAGCAUUUCACCACAGCGUCCACUGUGCAAAAUGUUUGCAUUUUUAUAUCUGAUAAAAAUGUGUCAACUUUGGACAAUGAGCCAUUAUGUCAUCUAAAAUUAUUCCGCUUGUUAGCCAUAAGCUUUAUCCCGUUUUGUUAAUGUGAUUGCUCAUGUCACGUGUGAAUGUUUUGUGAAGAGCGGCCGUUCAUUGAUGACAUACUUAACUUAUUUAUGAACUGUAGAUUCGUGUAUAGAAGCUCCAUACUUUCGCUGUGUGAAGUAUUAUUUAAAAGUUGUACGUUGUGAUUGUACUGCCACCCAGUGGUGCUAUGUUGCUAUCUCAGUGUGUUGUUCAAGGCACUUAAAACGUGGAGGAAAAAAAUGUGUGCAAGGGUUUUAUUUCAACAAACAAUAAAGUCAA